Messenger RNA from Cetraspora pellucida, 925 nucleotides. NCBI's taxonomy places the organism in Eukaryota, Fungi, Glomeromycota, Glomeromycetes, Diversisporales, Gigasporaceae. The record is from the annotation of a GenBank genome assembly.
AUGAUUACAAGACCUCAAAAAAGAAAUUACUUUCAAAAUGAACUACCUAAUGAAGUUGUGAUAUAUGUUUUUAAAUAUGUUAAAAAUCCUAUGAAUUUAAUUGUAAGUUGUAAAAGAUGGUCUUUUAUAUGUAAAGAUUCUCAAGCGAAGGCGGAAUGGAUUAUUUAUCAAUUUGGGCGAGCUCAUAGCCUUUUUUAUGCUAUUAGAUUAGGACCUACAUUUAUCUCUGUUGAUGUCGCUCGUGCUAUUAUUACUAAAGGUGGAAUUCUUUCGAGAUACUUUGUACAACGUCUUCUCAUUCACUAUGGAAAUUAUGACCGAAAGCUUGUUGAAUUAAAGAUUGUUCAUAGUGCAGGACAAACAGAUAUUGAUAGUAUUAAGACUUCGCAGCAAAAAAUGAUCCCAUGGGCGAAUGAAAUCAGGGAUUUAAUAUUGAUUACGAAAUUUAUACCAUUUCCACCAAAAGAAGGAUAUGAAAAUAAUAGGCAACUUAACUUAAUUGCGCGGACAAUUUUGAUCUGUAAAGAUCUUGUACUUUUAUGGAAAAAAAUCGGUUACUAUGAAAUUUGUGAGGACUUCAAUGACCUUGUAAUGCAAGGAGCUCUUCAAAUGCUUUUCCCACCAGCACAACCUCCAGAAUGGACUAAACCUGAUAUUAAAACUGUCAAGGCACGACUUACUGAAUUAAUUGACUUAGGGUUUCAAUUAAAUGAUAGUAUUAUUCUCGAUAUAUUCCACCUUUUUGAAAGUCGAUUGGAUGAAAUUGGAAAGAUUUUAAUUGACUCUUUUACAGACAUUAAACAAGAAACACAAGAUCUUUUCUUACGUAGAUGUUUAGCUGAAUCACAAAAUCCUGCAAAAAACUUUACAAAUAUUACGAGUUUCUUUAACAAGUAUUUAUCCAACACAGCAGGAAAAGAAUUCA